GGUCGGCACGCAGAAGAACACAGAUUGGUGCUGACUUGGAUUACUUUCCCGUCUAUCUGACGUCGGGAAUCUGUAGCCAUUAGAAGCUUUGAGGAAUGGGCUUCUACUAUGGCUGCAGAAAUAUUCUAUGGCUUUGAAUUGCUGUUACUGAAGAGAUUUCAGUCCGACCUUCGACUUUGGCAUGAAUGGAAACUCAAACUGUUGGACAAAGCCGGGGAGUGUUUUGGGUGCAUUGAUGCUUUGGAGGAUUUAGGGGACAUACCACAGUCUCUCUGGUUCCUUUCUGUGGCUCUGCACAAGCGUCAGAAGUAUGUGCUGCAGCUGGUGUAUCAGGAGGUGAAGCGAGAGCAGGAAGGAAGGCUCAAAAAGUCAGGAGACACAUUACUGUCAACCUACCUUAGUUAUCAUCAGUUCACAGAGUUUCACCUGGAUAGUAUAUUCAAAUAUGGAGAAGAUAACAAAUUACCUAGAGAGUUAUUCAAGUGCCCUAACGUGACGUAUUUGUCCCUGAAGUACAACAGCCUGGACCAUCUUCCUGCUGACAUAGGCCGUAUGUCAAGGCUGGAGUACCUGGCCCUCACCAACAAUAAACUCCAGGUGCACUCCAUUCCUUACUCACUGACAUUUUGUCGUAAACUCAAAACGGUGCUCCUAGACAAUAACCUGCUGGAUGCCCUGCCUGGCUUUUUGCUCAAGAUGCCGUCCAUCGAAACAGUUCAUCGCCAUGGCAAUCACAACUAUUUUAAGGCAACGUUCAUGUGGUACCACACGGAUGUAAACUUUCGCAUUAUUCCCGUGAGUGGGAGUAACGAUGCAAACAUGGAUAUUACCGAGACGUUGGAAUUCUGGGCUGCCAAGUCCCUGAUUGGUUCAAAAGUGGAUUUCUAUUCAGACCACGGAGUUGCUGUGGUGAUCAAGGACUACAUCUCGGAUAUUUAUGACAACUUUAAUAUAUGUAACUAUUGUAACCAGGCAUGCCUGGCCAGUCAUUCAGGUUACAAAGUUAUCACAUUUAAGAAUCCCUACUUGGGCAAUACCUGUGUGCCUUUCCAACAUUGGGCGUGUUCUAUUGACUGCGCCAAAGCGUUGGAAGUUCCUGCCAGAGUGGAGCAGAUUGCUGCUGCUAGAGACUUGGACAGGCAAUAUGAGGACUUCAUCCAGGAUUGCCAAAAGAACUUUAUAGCGUAUUUUGAGUCCAGUAAAUUCUGUGGCUGUGGUGCACUCUUCAGGGAGGAGACAGAGGAAGUCCAAGAGCAGACAACUCACAACUGUCAUUGUACCAUCAUGUGAUCUACAUUUGCCCCGGAAGUCCACUGAAAAUGAUUUUACUCAAAUGAAGUAAAUUUUUUGAGAUUAAGCAUGAUAUCAUCGGUAAUAUUUGCACAGACUGAGAGUUUGUGAUGAUGAGUUAUUUGUUUUGGACGAUGGAAACAGGAUGUUUGGUGAAACUACAGCAUUCUCUCACGGGAGAGGGUUAAAAAAAAAGUAAAUGAAAUUGAGGUGAUUUGAUGUGCAGAUAAUUUCGUCCCAUCACACGCUCUUGGGAAAGUUAAUAAUAUUGUCAAAAUCCAUGUAGAAUUCUUUGUCACUUGAAUUUUUAAUGAUGUUAUCACAUGAGUAAACUCAUUUUGCAUUUUGAAAUUUUGGUUUCAUUUUUAACCAGAUAGUGUGGCAUAUAUGUUUUUGAUGUUGCUCAUAGUAACUUAUUGAUACUAGCAUUUUUUUGUAAAUGGAUUUCUGGAUUGUGAAUUUACAGCCUGAAAAGAUGAACUAUAAUCUGUGCUGAAAUGAAGUGAUGUAUGAACUAUGGCUCUUUUAUUUUCCUCGGCUCAUACAGAGAACAUUUGAUGGAAAUUUACAAAUGUCUGCACAUUUUAUUUUAGAAUGGAAAUUAACUAUGUUAAGUCGUAAAGUAAUUUGCGCAAUAAGAAUCGUUCAGUAUGUAUGAUGGUAGAGACUUGUGAAGGCAAAACAUAAUGGUAUGAAACAUUUAAAUGAUUACCGUGAGUGGUAGAUAAGCUUCUGUUGACACCGAUGUCAGUAUUCCCUUUGCCUGUCUAAUCUGUAUGCAAUUCAUGGAAACUGUGAUACAUUACGUGUAUAUAGUCAUUACCUAGUAUACUGGUGUCUUCUGACACGCACAGUGCUUAACUUACAACUAACAAGGAUUUAAUGGACUUCUCAUUGCAUGCGUAUGAAAGAUGUGUUUAUAGCAUAUCAUACCAAACAAAAGAUGACAGCGAAAAGAAAAUAUGAUGAGAUUAGAAAAAGAGACAAAAAUUAAGUUACGUUAUAUUCUAUGUCCAAAGAGAUUGUUAUAAUGGGAAUUGUGGGAUUAUGCGGGAAAGUGUUUAAUCGUGGUGUAAGAUUAAUUGUAAAUUAAUAAGUGUAGAAUAAGUGUAAUUUAUGCAUAUACUGCUACAUGCAGUGAUGAUA
Liolophura sinensis is the source of this 2436-nucleotide messenger RNA. RefSeq lists its product as uncharacterized. Gene Ontology annotation, molecular function: protein binding. Gene Ontology annotation, cellular component: cytoplasm. The record is from RefSeq and is a predicted model, not a curated record. The transcript has 5 exons. Bases 109 to 1290 code for a protein of 393 amino acids. NCBI's taxonomy places the organism in Eukaryota, Metazoa, Mollusca, Polyplacophora, Chitonida, Chitonidae.